This is a messenger RNA of Mesocricetus auratus (golden hamster), 7103 nucleotides long. It is a transcript of the gene Creb1, whose product is annotated as cAMP responsive element binding protein 1. Gene Ontology annotation, molecular function: DNA-binding transcription factor activity, RNA polymerase II-specific; cAMP response element binding; protein binding. The transcript is spliced from 10 exons. Bases 448 to 1473 code for a protein of 341 amino acids. Lineage: Eukaryota; Metazoa; Chordata; Mammalia; Rodentia; Cricetidae. The record is from RefSeq and is a predicted model, not a curated record. Gene Ontology annotation, cellular component: ATF4-CREB1 transcription factor complex; nucleus. Gene Ontology annotation, biological process: regulation of transcription by RNA polymerase II.
GGCGGCGCUGGCUGGCUCCCUGGCUGCGGCUCCUCAGUCGGCGGCGGCUGCUGCUGCCUGUGGCCCGGGCGGCUGGGAGAAGCGGAGUGUUGGUGAGUGACGCGGCGGAGGUGUAGUUUGACGCGGUGUGUUACGUGGGGGAGAGAAUAAAACUCCAGCGAGAUCCGGGCCGCGAACGAAAGCAGUGACGGAGGAGCUUGUACCACCGGAGGAAAUGCCUAGAGGAGGGAUGUGAAGCCAAUAUCUCAGACCUGACGCUCGCUCCUGCUUUCUACCCUCUUUCUGAACCUGGCUGGUGCAGCUUGAGAAAUCAGCUUUGCUGACACCUCUGCCCUCCUCGUUAGUAAGGAAGAGGCAUGAGAGGGACCAUCCCUAUUUCCUGUUAGGAAGAAACACCCGAAGGAAGACUUUGAAUUUCUUCAUUGUUUGUUUUUUAAAGGUAACUAAAUGACCAUGGAAUCUGGAGCAGACAACCAGCAGAGUGGAGAUGCUGCUGUAACAGAAGCUGAAAAUCAACAAAUGACAGCUCAAGCCCAACCACAGAUUGCCACAUUAGCCCAGGUAUCCAUGCCAGCAGCACAUGCGACAUCAUCUGCUCCCACUGUAACCUUAGUGCAGCUGCCCAAUGGGCAGACAGUCCAAGUCCAUGGAGUUAUUCAGGCAGCCCAGCCAUCAGUUAUUCAAUCUCCACAAGUCCAAACAGUACAGUCUUCCUGUAAGGACUUAAAAAGACUUUUCUCCGGAACUCAGAUUUCAACUAUUGCAGAAAGUGAAGAUUCACAGGAGUCUGUGGAUAGUGUAACCGAUUCUCAGAAACGAAGGGAAAUUCUUUCAAGGAGGCCUUCCUACAGGAAAAUUUUGAAUGAUUUAUCUUCUGAUGCACCAGGGGUGCCAAGGAUUGAAGAAGAAAAGUCGGAAGAGGAGACUUCAGCCCCUGCCAUCACCACUGUAACAGUGCCAACUCCGAUUUACCAGACGAGCAGUGGACAGUAUAUUGCCAUUACCCAGGGAGGAGCUAUACAGCUGGCUAACAAUGGUACCGAUGGGGUACAGGGCCUUCAGACAUUAACCAUGACCAAUGCAGCUGCCACUCAGCCGGGCACCACUAUUCUACAGUAUGCACAGACCACUGAUGGACAGCAGAUUCUAGUGCCCAGCAACCAAGUUGUUGUUCAAGCUGCCUCUGGCGAUGUACAAACAUACCAGAUUCGCACAGCACCCACUAGCACCAUCGCCCCUGGAGUUGUUAUGGCAUCCUCCCCAGCACUUCCUACACAGCCUGCUGAAGAAGCAGCCCGGAAGAGAGAGGUUCGUCUAAUGAAGAACAGGGAAGCAGCAAGAGAAUGUCGUAGAAAGAAGAAAGAAUAUGUGAAAUGUUUAGAGAACAGAGUGGCAGUGCUUGAAAACCAAAACAAGACAUUGAUUGAAGAGCUAAAAGCACUUAAGGACCUUUACUGCCACAAAUCAGAUUAAUUCGGGAUUUAAAUUUUCACCUUUUAUGGUGGAAAAUGGACUGGAUUGGCCACAACCAGAAAGACAAAAUAAACAUUUAUUUUCUAAACAUUUCUUUUUUUCUAUGCGCAAAACUGCCUGAAAGCAACUACAGAGUUUCAUUCAUUUCGCUUUUGCAUUAACUGUGAAUGUCCAACACCUGCUUCCACUUCUCCCUCAAGAACUGUGCAGCACCAGGAAUCAUGAAGAGACUUCCGCUCUCCACCUCCCAUCCUCCUCAAGAAGUAAUCAUUUGUUUACUUGUAAAUUGUUGGGGGAAAUGAGGAAAAUGAAAUCAUGGCUUGUUUUGUUUUGUUUGUUUUGUGUUGUUUUAAAUGAUUUCAAGGUUUGUGCUGAGCUCCAUGAUUGCCUUAGGGACAGAAUUACCCAGCCUCUCGAGCUGAAGUAAUGUGUGGGCGCCUGAGGAAAGUAGGUAGGGUGCAAUGAAGAAGUGUUGAUUGCCAAACUGAUGUUUCUACAGUUUCAUUGUGAAUUAUGUAAAACUGACUGUUCAAAGACAUGCCCUCUACAAAAGGAUUUUAGUUCAGUGUUGAAGAGUAGAUUUUCUGUGUAUGUUCUUUUCUUCAGUACUAACUAAGAGUCCUUGGUUCUGAGAAGCAUUCUGUAUUAGCCCCAGCUCUUCUGUAGGGCAGUUGUUACUUCUGAAUUCAGUUCUGUGUGUUCAGCAAUUUGAAUGCAUUAAAAGAAGUAACCAACUGAAAAUGAGCGUGGUAUUUGAGUUUUAGUUAAGUUAAAAUCCAAGUGCAAAGCUUAUUUUGGUUAGUACUAAAUCUUAAUGAACAGAUGCUGGCCAGGAAGCCAACUCCUUGAGUUAUAUUACAAGGUUUUAAUAAAUAAAAGCUUUUGCCCUUGCUUUCAAAAUCCUAUAUUGUCACUCAUUUCCCUAAAAGACUAUUUCUGAUUCAUUGUUGCAUUUACAUUGUGCCACCAACAGGAAAGCUUUCAAGAUAUCCAAGCUGCUGACUUUAAAGAAGUACUAAAUUAACAACCAUUUCUAUAUUCAAAUAGUUUAUCAGAAGACCUCUUAGAAUUUUUCUAAAUGAAAGAAGUCACAGGGUGUGGAAUUAAAUGCACACAAGAAAAGCAGUUUCUCUGGACACAGCGUGUCUGCUGUGGUACACAACUGGCAAAGCUCCUCUCCUCCCAUAAAAGUGGCGCUGCUCUAGCUGUGUAGAAGCUAUUCUCUUGUUCCUAAAGUCGCUCCCUACGUAAGUCCUGACUGCGUUUAUGUGUGAUGUUUCUGAUAAGACUUAGUAAUAACUCAUCUUUGUUCACUAAGUCUGAUAAGAUCUGAAAGUUCAGAGACAGAUAUGAGGAAGAUGGAGGCUGUCGUAUUAUAUUCAUGUUUGAGAAAGAACUUGGACUCAGAAGCUUGUUUUAUAUUUGCUCAUGGGAUAUUAAGAAAGCUGGUUUUUUAAUAUCAGCAUAUACAUACGAGCAUUAGAUGUUUGGCCCAUUUUUAAAAAUAAGUCUUUAGGUUACUCUCUGUAAAUGUUAUAUCUUGUUUGUAAUAAACCAUUGUCUUUUUUCAAGGAUGACAGUUUGUGAAGGAGCAUCAUUCUAAGACUUGAGUGAUGUAAUCCUUAUGUUUGGACAGUUCACCAGAUUCUCAAGAAGGCUUUCAAACGACUGUAAAGUUUGAUGUUUGUCCUGCUGAGCUUACUGGGAAAGAGAUAGUAUAAAAACUGUGUACCAGCAUGUAGAUGUAUCAUUUGUUAAACAGAGAUGAAGCAAAAACCACAAUCUGUUGACAAGCUGGAAUUACUUCACUUGAAGUCAGAAUGUCAGUCUGAGCAUUUUAAAUGUCACAAGUGGAAAGUUGCCUAGUGUGUAGAAACUGUGAUCUCUAAGUGUCUGUUUUCAAAACUUGAGGCUUUCUCCAUACUUAGGAAAUGGGUGGUCUCCUUAGUCCUUUGUAGGCCAAGGCAGCAGUCUCAGGCACAUUUACUAGCUAAGUGGGUUCGAAUCCAGAGGCCUGGGUCCUUGUGCCUGGAGCACAGCUGCACUGAUUUGAAGCUGUCUACUUAAUAAGGUGAGAAAGAAAUGUGUGGUGUUGCUAAAUCUGACCUGAAGAUUCAGUUUAUACAGAAAAAAUCAAGCCUCUUUAAUGCAAGCUGUUUUUUAAUAUAAGAAUUAGAAAAAAAAACCUUUGUUUUUGAGCUACUUGGAGAAUCUUUAUUAAGAAAAUGACAUAAUUUUUUAAAAAACACUUAUAUCCAAGAUUGUAUGUGGCCACAUUAACAGUGAUGUUUUUCUCUUGAUAUUGGCCAAAAGGGAAUGAAAAUGUUGUCAUAGGAAUCUGUACAUAUGCUACUGAUUUACCUAGAAAAUAGCAAGUUUGGUAUUGCUCACUUUGCAUAUAUAGGGCCAUGUGGCACUUUUAUCUAUAGGACAGAUUAACUCUAAUAAAAAUGAAAUGGGGAGGGGUUUAUUUUUGAUAUAUUACUCUUCUGAGUUUUCAAGCUUUGAUAGUGUUUAACUGAAAAGUGGUUUAGAAAGGGCUAGAUCCAAUAUGUUCAUAUUAAAAAAUUGAUAUGAGACACAGUUUAAGUUCUUUAUCAAAAACCAUAUUAGCAACCAUCAUAUUGUCAUAGGUGCUGUGCUUGUUUAGAUGUUAUAGAAUGGGUGGGGAAGUGGCAUUUUGUAAUAUAUGUGUACAUAUAUACAUACAUAUAGUAUAUCAUCUAAACGCUCUGAGAGAGCUGUUACGUCAGGAAUGCUGAGUAUUAUAGCGUAUUGAGGUCAGAUGAAAUCCCACACUUCUGCGCAGUCUUCGCAUCUCUUCUGGUUUCAGUGAUUCUAUUACUCCAGCACUCAGAAUUGGUUUUUAUCCUUUAUUUUUUCGUCCAGUUUUUUUUUUUUUCAUUUUCUUUGGCUUGAUGCAUUUGGGUAUGUUACCAGUCACUUGAAAACUCCUAGCCCCCACAGCUUUUUUGUUUUUGUUUUUCCUGCUUUGUUUCUGGCAGCUAUAAAAUUGGUAAGAAAUUUUGACAAUAGCUUUUCAAAGAUUUUUUUUUUUUUUGAGAAUCAUAUUGGGCAAAGACUUCUGGUGUUUCAUUUGAACAGGGAUUUUGUCAGGAAAUGUGUUUUGAUGGCAGGUCAGCAAGCAGUGCUAGUGUCCAAAGCUCAGAGCCAGGCAGGCAGGCUGUCCACCACAAGUCACCUGGCUGAAGUUUGUCUGUCUCUCAGGACUCCUCCCUGCUGCUUCCCACCAUUGAAGGUGACGUGGAAUCAUACAAAGAUUUGGGGCUUAGCAACAGAGUUAUAACCCAGGUGCUUUUAGUUACUUGGAGUGACUUCAAUCUAAAUGUCUUCUUUCUCUGCCAGCUCCAGUGAGCUAAUAACAUGUUCAUUUCUCUACCAAUAGCUGCUUCAUUUUCAGUUCCUUCCAGAGGCUUGGUUUUGCCUUUGUAAACACUGAAAACUGGUGGCAUAUCAUUCCCUGGGGCCCAAUACAAAGGUUGUAUAUUUACUUGGGGUUGUAGUUACAUUAAUUCUUUGUAAAUGUUCGGUGUAAUUUGCACUUUUUUUAAAUGACCCAGUUUGGGUAUCAGCAACUUGGGAAAUUCCCUCAUCAAUUAGUUCUCCCUGACUUUUCUGUCUUCCUCCUCUCUCCAAAUCAUGGCUCCUUAAUGGAAGCUUUUCGUUGAUUACAAUAUCAUAGCUAAUCUAAAGUAUGUUAUAAAAACCUCAAUAUCUGGAAAUUAGAUUUGACUAGUCCAAUUAAUUAAAAAGUGAGCUGAAACUUUUUCAUCAUGAGCAAAUAUUGAAAGAAAAAAUAAAUACCUGUAACUUUAAAUUUCAUCCUCACCCCAACAUUAUUUCUAUGUAGAGUAUGCCAAGAAUUUUUCCAGAAUAGUGCAAACUUUGUUAAAGCAGCUAACUUAUUGUUAUCACGGGAGAUUAUGUAAUAAUCAUUGUUACUAAAGUAUUUUCAUCUUAAAUUUGGCUGUGUUAACAUCAAAGAAAUGAUGCCUAAACUUGGCUGGUUUCAGAUGAGGGGGCAGUAAAGGAUGCUUUGUUAGGCCUGUACAGGUGAAUCACCAUAGUAUAAACUUGUUCACAGAGUAGUACAAAGCACAACUAGAAUUUCUGUUGGGUGGCUCACAUGUGUCUUUCAAUGUUAAUAAUGUUGACUUUUAAGUUAACUGUCACUGUUUAAGUCCUAGGAACUGGUUUCCUUGACUUUCUAGAAUCAAUGGCCAAGAGAGGCAUAUAAUCCUUGAGGGGUUGAACAUAUCAUGAAGUUGAGUCAGUAUGGAAGAAUUUCAAACAAAUCAAACAGGGUGCUGCGGUUCCGGCUGACUCAUCUGCUCAUGGUAUGCUUCCUCAUGAGUGAAUGUAGUUUUAAGCCUUUGUAUGUGUCCUCAGGGGCAGACAAACUUUCACAAGGACCAGAACCAUUUGAAUGGAGGAAUUAUAUUUCAGGUGUUUUAGCUUGAAAUUUAUUUUUUAAAAAAAGAAAAACUAAAAAAAUAAAUAAGAGAACAAAGUUUGGGAAGCAAGUUGACAGUUUAAGAGCAGGCAGAGCAAAUGCUGGCCAGUCCUCUUUCUGGUACUUGUGGGGGCAGGUCCCAGCUGGGUAAAUGUUAAAUUAUUACCAGCAAGUAAAGGAAGAUGAAUAAUCUAUAGGAAGUAUGUGAGAAAGGUCAAACAGUCGGACACAGCUACUUCCCAGGCAUGAUUCACUACUUGCCAUAGAAGAACAGCAUUUCUAAGCUUCUGUCUGAGGGCCGUCUCAGAGAUGAGAGUCAAUCUGAGAUGUGGAAGAAAAACAGUAGGGAAGAAAGGUCUCUGCGGAUCAUGAUCUAUGUUGGCCACAUGAAAUGAUUUAUUAUAUUUGGGAGGUUUUAUUUUCUUAUGUUUUUUAAAAUUGAAUUGGUAAAUGCUUUAUAGACGUAUUUUUACCCAGGUGCCACUUCAAUGUGUAUGUAAUAAAAUUAUUUAUAUUAAAAGUGGGAAAUCUGUCAACAUUUUUCUGUGUGUGUAGAUUUAUUAGGAUGGAGAUGUGUGUUAGCAGUUUUUUUGUGUAAAGCUGUCUUCAGCUCAUCUGUGCACAUCGGUUAUAAUGCCCCCACUGAAGGGAUUAUUUCCAACCUAGACAUGUGUCACUUGAAAUAACCAGGAAAGUCCUUGAAUGGUUGUUUGGCUUUUUGGGUUUUCCUUGAGUACUGGAGUAGAGAAUACCUCCCCUAGAACUGUCAGCACAAAACAGGGUAUCUGCUUUUAACUCUGAUGUUUCUAUUGGAGUUGAGUACUAAUAACUAUGAGGAGGGAAAUACAUUUCUAAUAAAAUUCCCUACAAUCUAGAAACAUCCCUGUUUGAAAUUUUUUACCUAAAUCUUUUUGUGCUUUAUGUGUAAAGAAUAAAAGUACCAAGAUACCAUGCAUUUUAUUAACACUAUGUACAUACUGGCUGCUUUGUGUUCAGAAUGGUAGCAGUUGCUUUGUAUAUUAAAGUGAUCCUUGUGAAUUUGUGAAAUAUUGUCAUAAAGUGCUUUUCUUACUGUAAUCUUUGUGGUAUCAACUGUCAUAAUGCCCUUUUUACACAGACAUUUAUGUGCAGACACAUAAACAUGCUUUUAAAACUC